GGCGGAGCGUCGGGCGCCAGGCUGGGAAGGCUGCGUAGGAGCACCCGGUUGGCCAGGCUGCUGUGAGCCCUAGGCGGAUGUGAGUAGAACCGACAAAGAUGGCGGUGCAGGUGGUGCAAGCUGUGCAAGCGGUUCAUCUUGAGUCUGACGCUUUCCUAGUUUGUCUCAACCAUGCUCUGAGCACUGAAAAGGAGGAGGUGAUGGGUCUAUGUAUAGGGGAGUUGAAUGAUGACGUAAGGAGUGACUCCAAAUUUACAUACACUGGAACUGAAAUGCGCACAGUUGCAGAAAAGAUGGAUACCAUCAGAAUUGUUCACAUCCAUUCUGUCAUUAUCUUGCGACGUUCUGACAAGAGAAAGGACCGUGUAGAAAUUUCUCCAGAGCAGCUGUCUGCAGCCUCAACAGAGGCAGAAAGGUUGGCUGAACUAACAGGUCGUCCCAUGAGAGUUGUUGGCUGGUAUCAUUCUCACCCUCACAUAACCGUUUGGCCUUCCCAUGUUGAUGUUCGUACACAAGCCAUGUACCAAAUGAUGGAUCAAGGCUUUGUAGGACUUAUUUUUUCCUGUUUCAUAGAAGACAAAAACACAAAGACUGGUCGGGUACUCUACACUUGCUUCCAAUCCAUACAAGCCCAAAAAAGCUCAGAGUAUGAGAGAAUUGAAAUCCCAAUCCAUAUUGUACCUCAUAUCACUAUUGGGAAGGUAUGCCUUGAAUCAGCAGUAGAACUGCCAAAGAUCCUAUGUCAGGAAGAACAGGAUGCAUAUAGAAGGAUUCACAGCCUUACACAUCUGGACUCAGUAACCAAGAUCCAUAAUGGCUCGGUGUUUACCAAGAAUUUGUGCAGUCAGAUGUCAGCAGUCAGUGGGCCUCUACUACAGUGGUUGGAGGACAGAUUGGAGCAAAACCAGCAACAUUUGCAGGAGUUGCAACAAGAAAAAGAAGAGCUUAUGGAAGAGCUGUCUUCCCUAGAAUAAAGCAAGAGGACAAAAAUGUGAUAAUAUUGUUUCUCAGUUUGUGCGCUGAAUAUGGUUCAAAACUAUAUACAACUCCUAUGUAGGCAGAUAAUUCAGGAGCACUUUUAUAUCACAACAAAUAGUUUUAUGUAUAUAAAAUACAAGAUGUCUUCCUAAAACUUCUCCAGAGCUUAUAGAAUCCUCUUGCCUACAGUUGCUGUAAAAGAAAACAUGAAGGAUGAUUUACAGACUAUGAAAGUUAUUUUGUAAAGGUUAUAAGAGGUACAUUAGCAAGGAAUAUCUGGGAAUAAAACGUUUGAUAAGUUUA
This is a messenger RNA of Myodes glareolus (Bank vole), 1281 nucleotides long. Lineage: Eukaryota; Metazoa; Chordata; Mammalia; Rodentia; Cricetidae. The record is from RefSeq and is a predicted model, not a curated record.